Molecule: messenger RNA, 1843 nt
Organism: Scheffersomyces coipomensis
Lineage: Eukaryota; Fungi; Ascomycota; Pichiomycetes; Serinales; Debaryomycetaceae
Gene: SIM1
Product: SUN family protein
Exons: 1
Coding region: 300-1418 (372 amino acids)
Biological process (GO): fungal-type cell wall organization
Cellular component (GO): cell surface; fungal-type cell wall
Source: RefSeq, a predicted model, not a curated record
AAAAUGAAUUUUAUAAAUAAUCACCAAAUCCAAUAUAAAUUUUUAUUGAACCCCCUUUUGCUGAUUUUUAGUUCUCUUCUUUUUUGAUCUUUAACACUGUUCAUCAACUUAUUACGUUCCUUUUGUUAAAAAAACAUUUAGUUAUCCAACUAUAGUCUUUCAUUACUCCCCCUAACUUUUUUACCAAAACUUAAGAACUUAAGAUUCCACGUUGUUUCACAACUUUGUCAUUCCUUUAACACAUUAAAUUCUUUCACAUUCCUUUUACUACUACUUAAACAGUACGUUCCUUUUUAAACAUGAAAACUUCAUUCAUUACUUUAUUAGCUUUAGCCACCGCUGCUUUAGCUGCUCCUUUACAAGGUCAUAAACAUCAUCAACAUGAUAAAAGAGCCAUUGUUACCAAGAUUGUCUAUGUUGAUAUCUAUGGUAACCCAAUCACAGGUCCAAGUUCAACUGUGUCUGCUGCUAUUGAAACUGCUGCUAUUGUAAACCCAUCUCCAGCUCAAGCUAUCUCAACCUCAACUGGUACUAAUGCUGCUCCAGUUGCUACUGCUUCUGCUUCUGCUGGUUCUUCUUCCGGUUCUACUGGUGGUAUUAACGGUGAUUUAAAUCCUUUCACUAACCCAAGUGUUCCAUUCGAAGAUGGUAAAUACUCUUGUGAUUCCGUCCCAGUUGGUCAAGGUGUUAUUUCCGUUGACUGGAUUGCUGGUUUAAACGGUGGUUGGACUACUAUUAUGAGUGAAACCGGUAACACUGCUUCUACUUGUCAAGAAGGUUACUACUGUUCUUAUGCUUGUCAAGCUGGUAUGUCUAAAACCCAAUGGCCAUCUGCUCAACCAGCUAACGGUAUUUCCGUUGGUGGUUUAACUUGUCAAAACGGUUUAUUAUACAGAUCAAACACUGACUCUGAUUACUUAUGUGAAUGGGGUGCUGAUACUGCUGAAUUUAUUUCUCAAAUUGGUCAAGAUGUUGCUAUUUGUAGAACUGAUUACCCAGGUUCCGAAAACAUGAAUAUUCCAACCUUAUUAACUGCCGGUGGUAGUGCUCCAGCCUCUGUUGUUGAUUCAGAUACUUACUACACCUGGAGAGGAGGUAAAACUUCUGCUCAAUACUAUGUUAACAAUGCUGGUGUUUCCGUUGAAAAUGGUUGUAUCUGGGGUACUGCUGGUUCUGGUGUUGGUAACUGGGCUCCAGUUGUCUUAGGUUCUGGAACUACUGGUGGUAACACUUACUUAUCUUUGAUUCCAAACCCAAACAAUCAAACUCCUCCAAACUAUAACAUUAAAAUCAUUGGUACCAGUGGUGCUAGUGUUGUUGGUGCUUGUUCUUAUGAAAAUGGUCAAUAUACCGGUAGUGGAAGUGAUGGAUGUACCGUCACCCUUACUUCUGGUAAAGCUCAAUUUGUCUUUUUCUAAAUUUAACUAUUUAGAAAUUUGAUUUAAAAUGGAACUUAAAAAAAUACCCAACCUUUUUCUAAAACAUGUAUGUUUUUUUUAUUUGUUUCCCCAUCUGUAUUAUUGUUUUAUAUAUUAUUAAGAAAUUAUUAAUAAUUGCAAAACUUUUACUUUUUGAAGUGCUUUUUCUUAUUUUCUUGUUUUGUUUUAUCUUGUUUUUUACGUUAAUGUGUAUCAAGAAGAGUUUAGAAGAAUUAUAGAAAUUUAUCACUGCAGAAGUAAAGUAAAUAGGGUUUUCUAGCUAUCAUUGGAGGUUUAUCUUUAUCAUUUCUUCUGUUUGAAUUUUGUAUUUUUCGUGACCUUCAAAGGAGUUUAAAUCUUUACAUGGUUUUUCUUACUUUGGGUAUAUUUUUUAGAUUUUUUAUAUGUAUAUAUAUAUUGUAUUU